Molecule: messenger RNA, 2225 nt
Organism: Sodiomyces alkalinus F11
Lineage: Eukaryota; Fungi; Ascomycota; Sordariomycetes; Glomerellales; Plectosphaerellaceae
Exons: 1
Coding region: 107-1939 (610 amino acids)
Source: RefSeq, a predicted model, not a curated record
UUUUUUUUGAAAAAAAAAAAAAUUAAAAAUUUCAACAGCCGGCUCAUCUCAUCUCUACUCCACACAAAAUCAUCUCUCCCAUUCAGCUCCUCCACCAGACCCCAGGAUGAUACCGGACAAGCCUCUCCCCUAUGGGGAUGAAUUUUCGUCAGUCGAGGAAUAUGUCGACUCCUUGCUCGAAUUCGCCAGCACAGCGGACAUGUUCCAGCUCUUCGCCGGCGGCGUCCACCUGAACGACUUGUUCAUUUCAGAGCGCAGCCUGUUCGAGAUGAGCGUCCCGGAGGACUGGCAGCCUUACAUCUUGUCCCUUGAGCCCAUGGGCUUCGUCGACCUGCUCCUGCGGGAUGAUCUGAACGCCAUCCCAGAGGGUUCCCGUCCUCCGGCGAGCCUGGCAAAGUACAUUCGGGACGUCCGCCGGUUGUCCCUGCGCCGGGCGUUCGGAGGCCCGAAGCCGCCCAAGUUGGCGCGGACGGUGGCGCUGGGCAUGAAGCCCAAGAAGAUCCACGAGGUGUCCAACUUUGCCGAGUACAUCAACCGGCUUACGGGGAGCAUCGCGACGCGUUACGGCAAGGACGUCACGCACCUGGUGGACUUUGGCAGCGGCCAGAACUAUCUCGGCCGGACGCUGGCCCUGCCCCCUUACAACCGGCACAUCGUCGCCGUCGAGGGACGGAAGCACAACAUCGAGGCGUCCAGGAACUUGGAUGUACAGGCAGGCUUGUCCACGCGGGAGAAGGUGCACCGCAACAAGAAGAUGUGGCUGCAGGUCGUCGACAGCCAGACCCCCGAGGACCAGCGGACGUCCAAGGCGUUGAACCGGGCCGCCAACGCGCACAGGAUCACCACCGACCCGGCUGCCGACCUGCGGCCGGCGAAGGAACUGGCGCAACGAUAUGUCAGGGUACCGGGCAAGGGUACAGUGUCGUACGUGGUCAGUAGGUUGGAAAGCGGCGACCUGUCCGAUGUGAUUGCGAAGAUUGAGAAGGAGGUGUGGGCGGGAGAGACCGGAGGGACCGGAGGGACCGAAAAGGACAAGGACGAGGAGGCCAAGGGUACGAACAACGACAAGGAGCUCAGGAUGAUGGCCAUUUCCAUCCACUCUUGCGGAAACCUCUCGCACUACGGCAUCCGGUCGCUCAUCAUGAACCCCGGCAUCCAGGCCGUGGCCAUCGUGGGCUGCUGCUACAACCUCCUGACGGAGAAGCUGGGCCCGCCGACGUACAAGUUCCCGUACGUGCGACCCAGCCUGCAGGCCGUCAACGGGCGGGCGUUCGCCGAGUCGACGCGGUUCGAUCCGGAGGGCUUUCCCCUGAGCCAACGGCUGUCCACGUACAAGGGGGACGGGGUGCGGUUCAACAUCACGGCGAGGAUGAUGGCAUGCCAGGCGCCCUACAACUGGGGGGAGGAGGAGAGUCACCACUUUUUCACGCGGAACCUCUUCCGGUCCGUGUUGCAGAAGAUUUUCCUGGACAAGGGAGUCAUCACCAAGGUGUACCACCGCGAGGGCGAGAAGGAGAAGGAGAGAGACGAGAACGACGUGGAGACGCCGUUCAACGUGAGCACGAACCCCAUCAUCCUCGGGUCGCUCCGGAAGCCGUGCUUCGCUUCGUUCAAGGCGUACGUCCGGGGGGCGGUCGCCAAGCUGACGACGAACCCGGAGUACGGCAAGUACAGCAAAAUGGUGCACGCCAAGAUGUCGGACAUGAGCGACGAGGAACUGGAGUGGUAUGAGGCGAAGUACCUGAGCCGGGGCAAGGAAGUGUCGGCCAUCUGGAGCCUGAUGGCCUUCAGUGCGUGCAUCGUCGAGUCGACCAUUGUGACGGACCGAUGGCUUUUCCUCAAGGAACACGGCGAUGUGGUCCAAGAUUGCUGGGUAGAGACGGUAUUUGACUACAGGGAGAGUCCACGCAAUCUUGUUGUGGUUGGCAUCAAGAAGUAGGAGGUCGGGCGACUGUUGUUUAUUAAUUGUCCAUCAUGAUCGCAGGGACAGCGGAUUGCGGAGGGAUUCUAGACAGUUCGGCGGGAACGGUUUAUUCCACUUUGGCGUUUGGUGUUGUUCAAAGAGCGGCAUAUCGUUGGCUCUAGAAGCUUAGAUGAAAGGAAAGAAGAUGCCCCUGUAGGGGGGCGCUCGAUACGUGGAAUAUCUCUGGAAAGAUAAAUUUGAUCGCCAGAAUGGCGAGGAAUAGUAGUGGUCUUGAUAGGUGUGUGAUGCAUCGUGGAGUGAG